CGGGGGCAGGCAGGGAGACAGUAUCAACUGCCUCUGUUUUUCGCCGUUCGGUGUCUCUCAGUCUUCUCGCUCCACAGACACUCUUCCCUCUUAAGCACCGUGCUCCUCUCUGAACGCUCCUCACAGGCCUCAGGGUUCCCCCUCUAGCAUCAUGCUCCCUCGAGUCAUCAGCAUCCUCCUACUCUGCCUGUCGGCUGGGAUGGCUGCCACUCUCAUCCACGCCACUGUGGACGGAGCCUCCGUGGAAAGCCCUGCGGAUGCUGGGGUGAUUCCUAGUGAUCCUCCUGCAGAGGAACCUCUCAGCGCUGAUCCAUUCAAGGCUGAGGUUGGAGCUGAAGCUGAAGUUGCUGACGGUCACACUGAAGGAAACUUGGUAGAGGACGCCCUGGCUGGUGAAACUCCCGAGGUUAACCCUGCUGAUCCCGAAGUUCCUGCGGUCGAGUCCCAUGUCAAUGACAUUCCAAUGGCUGAAGACAAAGCUGCUGAGCAGGGAGCUGCUGCAGCCGCAGCUGAGGACGAGGAGGAAGACUCAGAGUGGGGGUUCGGCUCCAUUAGAGACAGCUUCCAGACCGUCAACAGCUACUUUGACUCAGUCGUGGAACUCAUGGGUGGUCGGAAUGGAGUGUGUCAAUACCGUUGCCGAUUUGGGAAAGCACCCCAGGCCCGACCUGGCUACACCAUUCCCGAACCCAAUGGCUGCAGCUCCUCCCUGCUGGGUUUCCAGGUACCUGACAGUUUUGAUAUGGGAAUUCCCGCCAUGACCAAAUGCUGUAACCAGCUUGACAUUUGCUACGACACCUGUGGUUCCAACAAGUACCGCUGCGACUCCAAAUUCCGCUGGUGUCUCCAUGGCAUCUGCUCCGACCUCAAAAAGAGUCUCGGCUUCGUGUCAAAGGUGGAAACCUGUGAGUCAGUGGCAGAUGCUCUGUAUAAUACAGUGUGGACUCUGGGCUGUAGGCCCUUCAUGAACAGCCAGAGGGCAGCGUGUUUAUGCGAGGGGGAGGAGAAGGACGAGCUGUAGAGCCUUUCAGCUCACAGUCUCCCAAGCAAAACUCAGGAACACAGCGACAAACGGCGAUCAAAAUACAGGCUCAGAGAGCACUGUGUGUCUGUCUGUGUCUGUCUGUCUGUGUGUGUGUGUGUGUGUGUGCGCGUGCAUGCGUGCGUGCAUGUUGCAUCAGUAUUAAAUGAGAACAGUCAUGGCACAGGAAACUACCUUUGAACAAAACAUGGACAAAACACAGUGCAUUUGGUAUGCACACACACUGAAUGGUUGGAGUUAUACUGUAAAGACCACAUGUAUACUCCUGUCAUUUUAAAACAUUACAGCACCACAACAAACAACUCACCAUGUCUAAGUCACUAAAUGAGCUCUAGAUGUAAAAUAUGUAAUUUAUUAUAAGGGAACACCUUGUUCCAACCAAGUUUUCAGUCAUCUUUUUUCUUUACCUGGUUACAAAUAACAAAACAGGUACUAUCACAAAUGCAAAAAUACUUUUCUUUUAAGUUAUUGAGCGUUCAAUACAGUUUUCUGGGAUAAUUUUCAUGGACUGAAAUGAUAACUUCACAUACAAUACGCUAUUUAUCAACUUCUUUGGUUUUAAAAUAUGACACAAUUUACUUGAAAUUCUCAAAAAAAAUAAUAUAUUUAAAUUGAACUGUAUACUACAUUGUGGUUGUAAAUGGGAUUAGUAAAAGGACAAUGAAAUACUGUUUCAGUUUUUUUCUGUUACUAAAUUUGUCAUUUUACAAACAUGUCUGACAUAAAAAGUUGUGAUAUCAUGGUAUGAAACACAUUUUAUCUUAAAUAUUCAUUUUUAAAACAGCUCAACAAACACAGUGUAUUACAUAUGAAGAUACAUUUAUAUGUUUAUUUAGGCAUUAAAAAUGCAGCUAAUAUAUAUUCUACAGUAACUUAUAAUAUUACAAUCUGAAUUGCUGAGAAUAAAAUGCCCAAGUAAUCAGACCUGAGAAAUGCUGAGAA
This is a messenger RNA of Chanos chanos (milkfish), 1984 nucleotides long. RefSeq names its product phospholipase A2, group XIIB (gene pla2g12b). Lineage: Eukaryota; Metazoa; Chordata; Actinopteri; Gonorynchiformes; Chanidae. Gene Ontology annotation, molecular function: calcium ion binding; A2-type glycerophospholipase activity. Gene Ontology annotation, cellular component: extracellular region. The coding region runs from base 152 to 1021 and encodes 289 amino acids. Gene Ontology annotation, biological process: lipid catabolic process; phospholipid metabolic process; arachidonate secretion. The transcript has 4 exons. The record is from RefSeq and is a predicted model, not a curated record.